GGAGGGAGCACUUUCAUUUGAACAUGUAUGCGUUACUAUGACGACUAAGCGAAGCUUCCUGUCUCCCGGGGGUCAGGUCGCCCAGGCGUGCGGGAAGCACGACACCCUGGGCCAGGACCUGGUGGCCAUGUGCGUGAACGACGUCCUUGCCCAGGGGGCGGAGCCUUUGUUCUUCCUCGACUACUUCUCCUGCGGAACCCUGGACGUGGGCGUGGCCUCGUCCGUCAUCGGGGGCGUGGCCGCCGCCUGUCGUUUGGCCGGGUGUGCUCUGCUGGGGGGUGAGACGGCAGAGAUGCCGGGCACCUACGGCCCCGGCGAGUACGACUUGGCUGGGUUCUGCGUUGGCGCUGCUGAGCGGGCGUCGCUGCUGCCCCGCCUGGCCGACAUCGCCGCCGGCGACGUCCUCCUGGGCGUGGCCUCCUCCGGCGUCCAUAGCAACGGCUUCAGCCUGGUGCGCCAGGUGAUGGGCCGUGCCGGGCUGGGCUACGGGGCAUCAGCACCCUUCGGAGAGCCGGGACGCACCCUGGGCGAGGUUUUGCUCACGCCCACAAAGAUAUACAGCCGCCUGCUCCUGCCCAUCCUGCGCAGUGGUGCGGUGAAGGCCUACGCCCACAUCACAGGGGGUGGGCUCUUGGAGAAUAUCCCCCGCGUUCUGCCCAAUGAGCUGGCAGUUGAUCUAGACGCGUCCCGCUGGUCCAUCCCCCCCGUGUUCUCCUGGCUCCAGGAGGCCGGUGACAUCAGCGACGAGGAGAUGGCCCGCACCUUCAACUGCGGCCUGGGCGCCGUGCUGGUGGUGGCAACCGCCGACGCCCAGGGGGUCCUGCUUCAGCUGCAAGCCCAGGAGGAGGCCUGGGUCGUGGGGUCGCUGGCCCACAAGCAGCCCGGGACGGAGCCUGUGGUAGUGCGUAACCUGAAGCGGAGCCUCCGCGCCGCAGGCCCCUCGGUUGACGUUGCGGCAGUCCAGGGCGAAGGUUGCCCUGACAACGGUGGAGGCAGUUGCCACGGCGAUGCCGCCGGCGAACCGCGAAAAAGGACGAGGGUGGCCGUCCUCAUCUCUGGCACGGGUACGAAUCUGCAGGCGCUGAUCGAGCAGGCCAAGCUGCCCUCCAGCUCGGCCGAGAUCGUGCUGGUCAUCUCCAACAGGCCCGGCGUGCUGGGGCUAAAGAGGGCGACGCUCGCCGGCAUUCAAGCUAGGGUGGUGGACCACAAGCUGUACGGCAGCCGGGCGGAGUUUGACGCCACCAUCGACCGCGUGCUGGAGGAGUUUCAGGUGGAGGCGGUGUGUCUGGCGGGCUUCAUGAGGAUCCUCACCGGGCCCUUCGUCAAGAAAUGGAACGGCAAACUCCUGAACAUCCACCCGUCCCUGCUGCCGUCCUUCAAGGGCGUCAACGCCCAGAACCAGGCCCUGCAGGCGGGGGCGCGGAUCAGCGGCUGCACGGUGCACUUUGUGGCCGAGGAGGUGGACUCCGGCGCCAUCAUCGCACAGGAGGCGGUGCCGGUGGAGGCGUCGGACACAGAGGACACCCUAUCCGAGAGGAUCCGCCAGGCGGAGCACAAGGCCUUCCCCAUCGCCAUGGAGCUGGUGGCCAGCGGGGCCGUCUGCCUCGGCCCAGAUGGACGCAUCGUCUGGAAGCACAGCGCACACAACUAGCCCCAUUAAAACUGAAACAAAAAAAGCUCAAUUUUGUUAAAUGAAAAAACAUGUUUGCGUUUUUCCGUCAGCCCUCAACUCUGUUGUUGCUUCCGAAUUGUGUCAAGUAAGUGACGUAUAUGUCUGUAAAAGAGACGAACUGUCGCUAUAAAUUUUUUCACCAUGACACUGGUAGUCAUUGUUACAAAAUCGGGUCAUAAUUUUCUGUAAAAAAAGUGUUAAUUCGUUAACAGGGCUGUUGAUUCCAAAACAAAUGCAUUUAUUUAGGUCUGGGUUUAUUGUAUUACUUAACUAUUUUAAGUAAUGGAAGACUUCAAUGUUUAAACCUGUGAGGAAAAGCCUUUGUGGUUUGCAAAGAGGGGACAGUGUUGCUUCAAAAAUCCUUAAUCCUAAUAUACUAAUUAGUUGUAUUGUUGCUAAACUGCUUUUUGAGAUGUUAUUGGUGGUAUUCCACUGCUUGGGUGAAUUAUUAAAAUGUUACACAAUUAAAUGUUCCCAAAUAUGAAUCAAGGUAGACAAGGUAGAUUGAAUUUAGUCAGUUCUCCCUUUUUAUUGGGUCACAGUUGGCUUGAUCUAGCCACACAAUCGCAUAUUAGAUGUUUUCUUUUGUCAAGUGACAGUGAAUGCUAAUGGUCCAGGGGUAAGACCUACUGGUUCAUCUGCUUGAGACCAGGGUUGAAGUCCUGCUUAUGUCGGAUGUUUUUUAUACAUUAUGUACAUUACUUCGGGCCCUUUGCUUUCGGCAAUUGAAGGUGUUAGUUUUUUGUUUCUAUUUCAGAGUUUGGUGUGGUUAAAGUCAGGAUAAAUUACAUGAUAUCCAAGUGCUAGCAAGUUUGUACCCAACAAAUUGCAGGCUGUUUAUGACGAGACAAUUAGAUGAGUAGGUGAACAAAAGUCACAUUGACGUAAAUGCAUUCUAAUUUUAUUUUAGCAGAAACAAGCAAUAUAAUUUGCAAAAUGAACAAACAAAUUUCAAAUUGCAAAAAGAUAAAAAUAAUCACUGCGACUUCAGUUUCAAAGAAGUCAGGGCCGGUAGAAUGCCGUCCAGACAGUCGACCUCUGGAAAUAAGGUUAAGAAAAAUGUAUUGGUUUAAGUUUCACGCUCACGUCGAAAAAACAAGUAUUCACAAAAUAAAACGGCCAAUGCUUUGUGCGGUCAUCGGUAGUUUACCCAGAGUUAGCAUCAGUUGCGUCGCCAGAGAGCGAAACGCCGGGAAGAAUUCCUCAUGCUCCUUCACCUUGACAAUAAUACUGCAGAAGGAAUAGAUGGUUUUACAAUUAAAAUUGCAGUUAGUAUCAAUGAUGCUAAAUUUAGCACCACCAAAACUAACUUCAUUGUCCAUAAUGAUAAUAUUAGCAUCCACAAUGCUAACGUAAGCAUCACCAAUGCUAACCAGCAGACAGCCUAGCGCUGUCUGCCGGAUGGGGGCCCAGAUGGGGCUUUUAGAGUUUUUCGAG
Molecule: messenger RNA, 3109 nt
Organism: Gadus chalcogrammus (walleye pollock)
Lineage: Eukaryota; Metazoa; Chordata; Actinopteri; Gadiformes; Gadidae
Product: trifunctional purine biosynthetic protein adenosine-3-like
Exons: 9
Coding region: 38-1651 (537 amino acids)
Biological process (GO): 'de novo' IMP biosynthetic process; adenine biosynthetic process
Cellular component (GO): cytosol
Molecular function (GO): phosphoribosylglycinamide formyltransferase activity; phosphoribosylformylglycinamidine cyclo-ligase activity; phosphoribosylamine-glycine ligase activity
Source: RefSeq, a predicted model, not a curated record